UUAAACGCGUUAUUAACGGCGUUAACGCAAACCAAAUUUAACGGCGUUAAAAAAUGUAUCGCGCGAUUAACGCAAUUAUUUUAUUAACUCAUUGGCUGCCAAUGACGUCUAUAGACGUCAAUUUAAAUACAACCGUUGACUGCCAAUGACGUCUAUAGACGUCAAUUAAGUUUUUCAACGGGGCGGGCUGGGGAGCAAUCUGGAGCACCUUGUCACAAAAAAUCAGGCUUGUAAACAGAAUGUACUACUGAACUGAGCCGCCAGGUGGGCGGGGGCGCUGUGCCAAAUUGGAUCAGAGAUGAGGAAACAGUAGCCUAAUGGGUUAAGUAAGUGAGCAUGGCGAAACGUAAGCGAAAUUUCCGACAGCUAACACUUGAACAGAGUAUGCGUCUCAGUGUCGCGGUUGGUUGCGAUAAAGCCUCUGACGAAACACCCGGGCCAAGUAGACAGAGUAGGCCUACACGGCGUAUUUCAGAAGACACCUCCGAAUCAUCAGGUGAUGAAUUCAGCGAACCUGACCCGGAUUCGUCGGAUGAGUGGUUGCCGUCAACCGGGAACAGCAGAGCCUCAUCCCCUGGCGUGUCUCCAGGAAGACGUGAGGGAGAUCGUGCGUCCAGCAGAGCUCGCACUCGCACUCCCCCUCCCCCUCCCACUGCUCCCAAUCCUGUUGGCAAAGCGAAGAAAGGUCGUGCAUCCAGCAGAGCUCCGACUCCUAUUGGCAAAGCGAAGAAGAAAGGUCGUGCAUCAAGCAGAGGUUGCGGGGAUGACUGGCAUCAAGCUGGCUGGCAACCAAACAAUUUCCCCUUCACUGCAACCCCUGGACCCCGGAGGGCUGCUGCGGAGCUGGAUAGCGACCUGCCAGCUGACUUCCUGAUGCUCUUCCUGACGGACGAGCUGCUCCAAAAUAUUGUGGAUCAGACCAACCUAUACGCAAGUCAAUAUUUUGAAGCACACCCUGACAAUCUGCCAUAUAGCAGAGGACAUGCAUGGAAACCAGUGUCAGUCCCAGAAUUGAAAACUUUCUUUGGACUCAGUUUUCUCACUGGUUACCAGAGGCGUGACAAGUUCACCCCGAACUACAACUCCAGGGUCUGUGGUUGGCAUUUUCCUGAUGGCAAAGCAGCUGGGCCAACACGGUUUGCAUGGAAUGACGGAAAGGCUUGCCCCGACCACAUCCCCACCAAACGUAAAAGAAUGGUCCCUGCGAGCGUGGAGGAUGAAGGAACAGCUGGACCAGGCCCAAACCACCUUGGCGUUGCUCCACAGACCCCUGGUACUUCAAGUGUUGUGCUUAAAAUUGAGAAUGAUAUGCUCAGAAAAGAAAAUGACCAACUGAAACGAGAAUUGGAGAAACAAAAACAAACAUUUUCAUUCAGUCAAAUCUCCUCACACCCUGACAAAGUUAAAUACUACACUGGCUUGACAGAUGCUGCCACUGUCUUAUUUUUGGAAGCCCUUCUCUCAAAAUUUGAUCGCCAGUACCACUUUAAUUGGAAUGUCCAAAUUAUGCCCCUUAUCGAUCAGCUACUCCUGACUUUGAUGAAGCUCCGACUGAAUUGUGGCAUCCUAGACCUUGCAACAAGAUUUAAUUGCUGCCGUGCCACAGUCACCAACAUCUUCACCACAAUCAGCAGUGCACUGUAUGACAUUUUGUAUGUUGGCAUGAUGGAAAACAACAUGCCCUCGAGAUUCAAGAACCAAACAUCCCUGCCAGAUUGCUUCCAGCCAUUCCCCGACUGUCGAAUUGUGCUUGACUGCGCUGAAGUGGCCGUCUCCAAUACAGAAAGACUGGACACCCAGAGUCAUCUGUACAGUCAUUACAAAGGACGCACCACACUUAAAGCUUUGAUCGGUGUGGCUCCCAAUGGAGUUAUAACCUUCGCCAUUGACCUAUACGGUGGAAGUACCUCGGACAAGGCGAUAACAGCUGACUGCGGAGUACUCCAACAGCUAGAACCAGGUGACAUGGUGAUGGCAGAUAAGGGAUUCACUAUUCGUGACAUUUUGCCUGAGGGAGUGUCACUGAACAUCCCAACGUUCCUUGUCAAUGGACAGUUCACAGUGGAGGAAGUAAACCACAAAAGACUCGUUGCCUGUGCAAGGAUUCAUGAGUAGAGCGUUCCAUACAACUUCUGAAAACAUUUGGCAUUUUGACCUACAUCCCGUACCAGCAUAAGAAGCAUGCCAACAAGAUCCUAAAAGUAUGUGUUAGUCUUGUGAAUUUACAGAAGCCCAUUCUUCAAGAAAUUGCAUGAAUAAAUGUCAUUGUUUUA
Gadus morhua (Atlantic cod) is the source of this 2273-nucleotide messenger RNA. RefSeq lists its product as uncharacterized. Bases 337 to 2115 code for a protein of 592 amino acids. The transcript is spliced from 5 exons. NCBI's taxonomy places the organism in Eukaryota, Metazoa, Chordata, Actinopteri, Gadiformes, Gadidae. The record is from RefSeq and is a predicted model, not a curated record.